This is a messenger RNA of Mugil cephalus (flathead mullet), 1598 nucleotides long. RefSeq names its product WD repeat domain 12 (gene wdr12). Gene Ontology annotation, biological process: maturation of LSU-rRNA from tricistronic rRNA transcript (SSU-rRNA, 5.8S rRNA, LSU-rRNA); maturation of 5.8S rRNA from tricistronic rRNA transcript (SSU-rRNA, 5.8S rRNA, LSU-rRNA); ribosome biogenesis. The transcript has 13 exons. Bases 144 to 1415 code for a protein of 423 amino acids. The record is from RefSeq and is a predicted model, not a curated record. Lineage: Eukaryota; Metazoa; Chordata; Actinopteri; Mugiliformes; Mugilidae. Gene Ontology annotation, cellular component: PeBoW complex; preribosome, large subunit precursor. Gene Ontology annotation, molecular function: protein binding.
UCGUACGGAUGCCCAUGCGCCUCAAAAUUCACUAACACGCCACGCUGUUUACUGCGUGAUGCUAGGCUAUAGCAACCUGGUCCUAGCCUAAUUUUUUUUUUGAGUCGGAGUUCUGACAGGACAACUGAGAUAAGAAACAAAAAAUGUCACAGUUACAAACGAGAUUUUUCACCGAGAAUAAAAAGUAUGCUGUGGACGACGUCCCCUUCUCGAUCCCAGGUUCAUCCGGAGUACAAGACCUCAGCAAUGUCAUUAACAAGCUUUUGGAAGCCAAAGAUGGAUCUCACAGCAAAGUGGAGUUCGACUUCUUGGUCCGGGGUCAGUUCUUGCGGAUGUCGCUGUCGGCACACAUGGACGCCGAGGGUAUAUCGACGGAAGACGUGGUGGAGAUCGAGUACGUGGAGAAGAUCACGGCCCCGGAGCCCGAGGAGUGCAUGAUGCACGACGACUGGAUAAGCUCCGUGGACGCGGAUACUGAAUGGAUCCUGACCGGGUCGUACGAUAAGACGGCCAGAAUCUGGUCCGUUGAGGGGAAGGCCGUGAUGACCGUGGCGGGACACGCCGACGUGGUCAAAGACGUCGCCUGGGUCAAAAGAGACGGUCUGACCUCCCUGCUCCUGACGGCCUCUCUGGACCAAAACGUGCUGCUGUGGGAGUGGAACUCGGAGAGGAACAAGGUGAAAGCCAGACACUGCUGCCGAGGACACACGGGGAGCGUAGACACCAUUUCCACAGACCCCACGGGGACGAAGUUCUGCAGUGGCUCCUGGGACAAAAUGUUGAAGAUCUGGUCAGCAGUGCCGACAGAUGAGGCGGACGAGGUCGAGGAGGCGUCCGACAGACCGAGGAAGAAGCAGAAGACUCAGCAGCUGGGCCUGACCAGAACCCCCUUGAUGACGCUGUCCGGACACGCCGAGGCCGUGUCCUCCGUGCUGUGGACCGACGCCGAGGAGCUCUGCAGCGCAUCCUGGGACCACACCAUUCGCCUGUGGGACGCCGAGACUGGAAGCACGAAGACGACGCUGACGGGCAGUAAAGUGUUCAACUGUAUCUCCUACUCCCCCUUGUGUCGCCGUCUGGCCUCAGGCAGCACCGACAGGCACAUAAGACUUUGGGACCCUCGCACCAAAGACGGGUCUCUGGUGCUGCUGUCCCUCACCUCUCACACUGGGUGGGUCACUGCUGUGAAGUGGGCGCCGUCCAACGAGUACCAGCUGGUCUCCGGUUCCCUUGACAACCUGGUCAAACUUUGGGACACAAGAAGCUGCAAAGCUCCUCUUUAUGACCUGGCGGCUCACGAGGACAAAGUGUUUUGCGUGGACUGGACAGAAAGCGGGCUGAUGCUGAGUGGAGGUGCAGAUAACAAGCUGUACACCUACAGAUACUCCAGCGGUCAGACGGGUGCAGGACUGUGACGCACAGACCUGCAGAGAUCCAACACACGAGAACAAUAUAAAACGGACACAAAAACUAAAAUAUAUUUAUAUAUAUAUUUUACUUCCGUUUUUUUUUUUUUUCAAUUUUUUUACAUGCUGUAUUUUCUUACCUUUGUUUCUGUGCAACGCAAACAAAGUAUAAAUUAAUUUUUGUGUCCUAAA